AGCUUUUGUUAUAAUAAGGCAGAUUUUUAUUUUCUUACCAUUUUUAGCACAAGUUAAGACUCUGGAGAUAAACUGAACUGUGAUUGGUGACACUGAAGGACUCAACAAGGGUUAAAAGGGGACUCACGCAGACUUUUUUCCGGACAGGGAGUCAUUUGUUGCAGGCUCCACAUCUCAUCAGUUUGACUCUGCAUCGCACAUUCAUGGAAAGAGCAGAAUCAAGGAUUGACAGAAAGAAGUGCUCUGAAGGUUUGUUGAGAAACAGGUGAAUGAUGAUCAAUGCAACCAUGAUAGGUUCAUUCACCUUGUUGGGAUUGAAGGACACUACAGCAAAGUACCGCCUGAUGCUUUUUGCUCUGACCUUGCUGUGUUACACUGUGAUAAUACUUGUGAAUGUGGCUCUUAUUGCUACUAUCAUAUUAGAGGAAAAACUUCAUAAACCCAUGUACAUCUUCCUGUGUAAUCUGUGUUUUAACAGUCUUUAUGGGACGGCUGCUUUUCACCCUAAAUUUCUCUUUGAUCUGUUAUCCGGCACUCAAGUCAUUUCUUACGCUGGUUGCCUGCUGCAGGUCUUUUUCAUCUACUCAUAUGCAGCAACGGACUUCUCCAUUCUCGCUGUGAUGUCGUAUGAUCGAUAUUUGGCCAUUUGCCACCCUCUGGAGUAUCAUUCCAUCAUGACUAAACAAAGAGUAAUUUUACUGGUGUGUUUCUCCAGACUGGUGCCAUUGAUCAGUCAAGCUGUUGUGAUGAUUAUGACCUCCAAACUGACUUUAUGUGGUUUCCAGAUAGACAAACUAUACUGUGAUAACUGGUCCAUCCUUAAGCUUUCAUGUUAUUCAAUAACAUUAAAUAAUAUUGUUGGAUUUAUUUUCAUACUUGUGUAUACUGGCAAUGCUCUGUUUGUUUUGUGUUCCUACAUACAGUUGGUGAAGUUUUUUUUAAAGUAUCCACAACGCAGGAGGAAGUUCUUGCAGACAUGCCUACCUCAUUUAAUUUGUCUGAUCAACGUCUCGGUUACUCUUCUUUUCGACCUCAUGUACGCUCGGUACGGAUCCGAAUCAAUGCCGCAGAGUUUAAAGAACUUCAUGGCAAUUCAGUUCCUGAUAAUCCCCCCAAUGCUUAACCCGAUCCUUUAUGGUCUGAAUUUAACUCAAGUUCGCAACAGUUGCUUGAGAAUAUGUAAGUGCAAAAAGCAGAUGGGAGGAGCAGGAUAAUAGCCUCCCCUUUGAGAGAAAAUAUGUAUGAAAAUGUUUGAGAAACCAAAAAUGCAGAGGUGAUGCAAUUUCCACAUGCAUAAUAUGUAUAUGUGCCUUCACUGUUUGGAGUAGUUCUUUCUUCACUGAGUGUGUUUGAA
Messenger RNA from Fundulus heteroclitus (mummichog), 1354 nucleotides. RefSeq names its product putative gustatory receptor clone PTE03. The transcript has 2 exons. Gene Ontology annotation, cellular component: membrane. The record is from RefSeq and is a predicted model, not a curated record. Bases 270 to 1214 code for a protein of 314 amino acids. Gene Ontology annotation, biological process: G protein-coupled receptor signaling pathway. Gene Ontology annotation, molecular function: G protein-coupled receptor activity; olfactory receptor activity. NCBI's taxonomy places the organism in Eukaryota, Metazoa, Chordata, Actinopteri, Cyprinodontiformes, Fundulidae.